This is a messenger RNA of Aedes albopictus (Asian tiger mosquito), 2725 nucleotides long. RefSeq names its product forkhead box protein P1-B. The transcript has 4 exons. The record is from RefSeq and is a predicted model, not a curated record. Gene Ontology annotation, biological process: regulation of transcription by RNA polymerase II. Bases 631 to 1605 code for a protein of 324 amino acids. Gene Ontology annotation, molecular function: DNA-binding transcription factor activity, RNA polymerase II-specific; RNA polymerase II cis-regulatory region sequence-specific DNA binding. Lineage: Eukaryota; Metazoa; Arthropoda; Insecta; Diptera; Culicidae. Gene Ontology annotation, cellular component: nucleus.
AUCAAUCUUUUCAGAAGCUGCAAGGAUUCCGUGACGAUUGGAUGCAGUUUUGUGUUUGGUUUGGGAUUGUUCAGUGGAAUAUUGGUUUUCAAAAGUGUGAUUUUCUUCAGUUCGAAUUGGUGAUGAAAAAGUGACUUUUGGUUUUGUGAUUGUGAAAAUUGCGUUAUUUUGUGACGGCUUUUGUGUGGAGUAAUGUGAAUUUGUGUCUCUAUUUUCACUUCUUUUCAGACGGGACCAACCCAGACACGCCAUGAUGCACUUCCGUCUCGAUUCAACAUGGAUGCACCCAUUUUUCUCUGCAUAAUUUUUGCUUCUGUCUCGUUUCAGCUCAACAGAAAAAACGCAGUUUUUGAGAAAUUUUCUAUUCUUGAUGGUUCAGAUGCAAGCCUUUACGAAUUUUAAAUGAUUAUUAGGCACAUCUUGGGAAAAUUUUCUUGGUUCUAAAAUUCUCUUUUCUUAAUUAAUACAGAAGACAUCACACCAAAAUCGGUGGUUCACCCACUGUUCGGUGGCGGUGCAUGCCGUUGGCCAGGAUGCGAGAGGAUUUUCGAUGACUUCGACGAAUUCUACAACCAUCUCCAGUCGGAUCACAUCAAUGGUGACUACUCGGCUGCGCAGGCUCGCAUCCAGAUGGAGGUGGUGUGCCAGUUGCACCUGCAGCUGCAGAAGGAGCGCGAUCGACUGCAGGCGAUGAUACUGCAUCUGAACAAGAAGAACGAAAUGGCGCGAAUUCCGAUGGCCGGUGCCGGUCCAUUCGUGCCGCAGAUUCCACCUCCACCGCCACCGUACGAUCUGAUCACGGGGUUGCGCUUUCCACCGGCCGGGCCGAUAACGGACGGGUCCAUGGUUGAAGCGGCGCUUCAGUUGACCAACAAACAACAGCAGGCGUUGCAUCAUCACCAUCAGCAACAGCAACAGCAACAACAACAGCAGCAACAGCAGGGUGGGCGGUCAUCGAAGGGGUCGAUUCGGGCCAAGUACUUUGGGUCACCACAGGAUACGGAUAUUGGAGGGUACAAGGAGGUUCACUUCCCCGAUGUGCAGGACGGUGAGUGUGUUGAUGUCCAGAAGAAUCGCGAGUUCUACCGAAGUCAUGAUGUACGCCCGCCGUUUACUUAUGCAUCUUUGAUAAGACAGUCGAUAAUCGAAUCACCAGAGAAGCAGCUGACACUGAACGAAAUUUACAACUGGUUCCAGAACACAUUCUGCUACUUCCGAAGAAACGCAGCGACAUGGAAGAACGCAAUCCGGACGAAUUUGUCGCUGCACAAGUGCUUCGUCCGGUACGAGGACGACUUCGGAUCGUUCUGGAUGGUGGACGAUAACGAGUUUCUGAAGCGUCGGCACCUUUCGAGAGGAAGACCUCGCAAGUACGACAUCACCAUGUCACUGGAUCCGUCCGCAGCGGUGGGUCCGGAUGGCAGUAGCAGCGAUGUUCCAGGUUCUGUUCCGGGAGGGCAACCAGUUGUUGGACCCGGUAGCACACCGCCUCCUCCGCCGCCGCCUUUGAUGGGGGCGAGCGGGCUUUGCUACGAGGAUAUCGGAUCCAGUGGAGCCGGUGGUAGCCUGCUUCGAUCGCCGAAGAAAGAGUUUGGCAGACGGUAAUUGCUUGCUUGACAGAUGAUUGUUAUUUGGGCGAGGGAGGAAUAGGUUUAUUAACAUUGUUUGGUAGGGGAUACAGCGAUUACAAUGGUUAUAUUUCAAAAUGAGCGUCAAUGGUGCAUUUUGUUUAUUAUUUUUUAGUUUAAAAUGUGUUGAAAUCCAAUUUGUCUUUUCACAGAUCAACGUUCGAAGUCGUAAGUAUUUUUUCUUUCAGGUACAAUGGGGCACGUUCGGUGUUGUACUAGAUUUGUAGUAAUGAGCUGAAUUUUAGUAUGGUGAGAAGGUCAAUUCUCCGUUUCUGCAAUGAAAUGGUGCAAAAUGCGUGGGUAUUCUGAUUCUUUACCUAAUUUGAUGAUGUUUGAGCAAAAGUUUGGAUAACUAUGUUGUUUAUGUUGCAAGAAAUGGAGAAAACAACAACACUGUUACCCAAAGUUUUGCUCAAACAGCAUCAAAUUAGGCCAGGAAUCAUAAUACCCACGCUUUUUGCACUAUUUUAUCGCAGAAACGGAGAAUUGACCUUCUCACCAUACUAAAAUUCAGCUCAUUACUACAAAUCUAGUACUUCACCGAUCUGUCCUAUUCAUCGCGUGAAAUACACAAAAAAAAAAUCAAAAUAUCUGUCGUGCAUCUUUAGUAAAGUUGAGAACAUUUCCAUUUUAUUCAAUUAACCACCCAUUCGAAACCGGAAAAAACCACUGAAACCAAAUCCAUUUGUUCAUGUACACUUGAUUCUCUUCGAAAACUGAUACCUUGAAGGUAUUCGCUAGCGGAAACAUGUUCGAAAUUCAAUCCUCGUUCAAAUUGCUCGCCAUUCCGAACCGUCCCGCACUCAUCAAUAUUCAAAUUGACCACUGAGUAGGCGAGCUGUGCGGUGUUGCUUUGCUGUUGAUCAACGGAAGACGCCUGCUGCUGGAAGCUGCCGUGAGCUGUUGGGAAACUAGCCCCGAAAAUGCAAAAUCAUUCUAUUUUCCCUUCGUCGUUGCGUUGCGGGUGAGGAAAUCGAAUUUCUACUCUGUUCGUGCCACAGGUCCCACCGUUCGAUACUCUUAUUCUUUGCACUAAGUGACGUGAGUGUAAAUUUAUCAAUAUGGAGGGGAUGGUGAUGAAAAACGGAUUAUUUUAG